UGACCAGCGAAGCGGUCAGUCGGUCUUUGUACGCGGUCGGGAAAAACAUCGCGUCGAAUCGCUGUGCUCGGUCGCGCUGGGUCAGGAACACCGCGAUAUUCGUUCUCAGGAAUCGUCACGAAUCUGUAUAAAAACUGUGCCAAUACCGACAAUGGACCAUGAUGGGAUGCGAGAAAUUUUGGUCGAUCGGAUAGACGCUGUAGUAAAAACAACGCUACGUCAAUUUCGCUUGGAUAAAAAGCCUAGGCUGGUUUAUGAUAAAACGGACGUUGAGAGUUUAGUCAACCAACUGGAAACGUUCGAAUUCCGAAUGAUCCGAAACGCAGAGUCCACAAGACCAGCAUGCGAAUCGAGGGAGAACGAUAUCAGGGAAAACGGAGAAAACAGUGUCUCGGGAAACUGGUGGCACGAAGAAACGGAAUCAACGGGAAAAUCAGCGUCAAAAGGAACUAUCGAUUUUAAAAGAUCGACGAGCAAAAAGAAAUUUAUACUCAUCAUAGAAACGAUGCAAAGAUUUCGUGAAUUGCUGAUUAAAAAGCAAACGAAACUGAGACGCGCAUUGUUCUAUGAACUCAAAGCCAACCCGAGAACUGCUGGUUGGUUCACGAAGCAAAAAGAACUCGACGACGUUAUAAAUUUGAUAGCCAAUAAACUCCAUUGCCCGGCAUGGGCCAUACCAUUGAUUCCAUCAGCGAAAGGUUUAUGCACGGGAGAUUUAAAAAUGAUUUUGAGAAAUGAAGAAAUCAUCGACUGCGGAGGAGCAGGCGGCGCUGGUGUUCCGAUUUGUCACAAAUUUUCAACUGUCAUUUCCGUAACGACGAGUGCCAAAUUCGUGCUGGUCGUCGAAAAAGAUACCGUUUUUCACCAGCUGCUGCAAGAAAAUUGUCCGCAAAGGUUGGAAUGCGUUCUCGUCACCGGCAAGGGAUACCCCGACAUGGCGACGAGGAUGUUUGUGACCAUGUUGUCCGAACACUGCAAACUCGCAGUUUUUAUUCUAGUCGACGCUGAUCCUUACGGGAUCGAAAUAUUCUUGAUCUACAAGUACGGAUCCAUAAAGCAUUCUUACGGACAGGGAAAUUUUCCGUGUCGAUCGGCCCGUUGGCUGGGCCUCCUUCCGUCGGACUUGCAACUUUACAAUUUAGAAAAAAAGUCCCUCACUGCAAUUGAGUUAAAAAAGCUGAUCGAAAUCAAAAAGCGGCCUUACAUCGACAAAAAAGUUUACAAAGAGCUAAUGAUAUUGAAGCACGGAAAAGCCGGAAUCGAGGCGAUACUCGAAGCCGCCAAAGAUCAUGAACUCAUUUCUUUUUAUAUACGAAACAAAAUUCAUAGAGAAUUGUACCUGGAGUAGUGCCUUUAAAUACGAUUUUUUUUUCUCGACUUUUUUUCUCUUCCAAUCGUGACAUCUUUAGUUCAAGUAGCAACAAUUACUCUGAAAUUGACAUUUUUUAAAAAUAAUCAUGGGUUUAAAGCGUUUUUUGUAAAAAAAGUAUUUUUAUAAAAUCAAACAUCGAGUUUUUGCUCAUAAUAAAUAACGGUAGCCGAACGACUGGACAGUUCGCAAUUUUCUAGAAAGAUUUUCCAUGUAUUUCGAGAAAAUAUUGGAAAAUGGAAUUCUUCCAAAAUUUCCGAAAAAUAAAAAUUGGAAAAAAAUAU
This is a messenger RNA of Venturia canescens, 1653 nucleotides long. RefSeq names its product meiotic recombination protein W68 (gene mei-W68). The record is from RefSeq and is a predicted model, not a curated record. Gene Ontology annotation, cellular component: nuclear chromosome. Gene Ontology annotation, molecular function: DNA topoisomerase type II (double strand cut, ATP-hydrolyzing) activity; DNA binding. Bases 152 to 1348 code for a protein of 398 amino acids. Lineage: Eukaryota; Metazoa; Arthropoda; Insecta; Hymenoptera; Ichneumonidae. The transcript has 5 exons. Gene Ontology annotation, biological process: reciprocal meiotic recombination; meiotic DNA double-strand break formation; meiotic DNA double-strand break processing.